UAUUUCCCCAUUCGCCAUACCCUCGUUUUCCGCCUCCGGCUCACCGGAGUUUGCUCGCCGCCGCCUCGUCACCACUUUCUCCUUUUUUUCAAGACUUGUGCGCCCUCAAGAAUAAUCACUCCUUUUCGAUAGAAUUUGAACACUUACAAAACAGUGAUUGGACAUCUCCGAAUUGGGGCAACGAAGAGGGGGAAGGUAAUAGCCACUGAUGACUGUUGAGGCAUGUCAUAAGCAAAAGCUAAUGGAUGAUAUGGAUGACGAUGAUGGACCAUUAGUUUUUAAAAGGAGUAGCUCUUCUUCUUCAAAGCAAAACCAGUCAAACUCAGAAACUAAAAGAUCAGUCCCUCAUAAACAUGAUCAACAACUAGGGAGGCCAGCAUCAAAUGCACGGCCACAAAAUGGUCAGAAUAACUCUGUUCAAAGGAGUAAGAUAGUCCCUGCUUCUAAGACACCUCCAGAUAGACCUCCUCCACUGAGCCCAAAAUUAUCUAAUUCUCUUUCCAAGGAAUCGGAAGUAAAGUCUACCAGGGUAGAUUCUAGACCUUCCACUUCAAUGAGAGGUGAGUUAACCUCUGUCAAGCGUCAGAUUAAAGGUGAGAAUUCUUUGAGUGGAUCUACUCGUGGACCAAAGGAGGAAUCGGAAGAUUCUGAAGAUGAUAAACCCCUUAGUGCUAGGCUUCAGGCUGGCCGAUCAAAGAUCAACUCUGGCAAUGCUGAUAAAGGGGCUAAUGCUUCAAAUUUUAGUCAAACAUCAAAGAUUCCCAAAUCAGAAGAUUCAGAUGAUGAAAUGCCUUUGUCUUCUAAGUUUCGAGUUAAGGCUGCUGCUGGGGGUUCAACUAACAGAUCUUCAACAUCUGGUGAGAAAAAACCUCUGGUGGCAGAAUGUGGUCAAAAUGGUUCAGCAUCAACAGAUAGGAAAUCUUCAACUGUUUUGAAGAAGAGAAUUGUAGAUAGUAUAAAACCUUCAGACGCAUCUUCUUUAAAAAGGCCCAAGUUAUCUGAGACAUCUACACCUCAUAAAAAUAAAGAUUCGUCCAUUAAAGCUGAAAUGAAGGAAGAUGAUGAAGAUCAUGUUCCAAUAUCACAAAGAAUAAAGAAGACGGCUGUUGCAGAGAAGAAAUCAGCACCGAUCAAAAAAUUGACUGCACCUACAACUCCAAUAACCAAGAAGUUCAAUAAAAAACCAAAUAAGACAAUUAAAAACACAAAGUAUUCUGAGUCAUCAAAGGUUCCUCCUAGCUCUGGUGAAGGGCAGAAGUGGACCACUUUGGUCCAUAGUGGUGUGAUUUUUCCACCUCCAUACAAGCCUCACGGUGUCAAGAUUCUCUAUAAAGGGAAGCCUGUUGACUUGACCCCGGAACAGGAAGAGGUGGCGACAAUGUUUGCAGUGAUGCUUGAUACUGAGUACAUGGAUAAGCCUAAGUUCAAAGAGAACUUCAUGGAUGACUGGCGGAAGAUUUUGGGAAAAAAUCACAUUAUUCAGAGCUUAGAACACUGUGAUUUCACUCCAAUAUAUGAUUGGCAUCAGAGUGAAAAGGAGAAGAAGAAACAGAUGACAACGGAGGAGAAGAAAGCUCUGAAAGAGGAGAAACUGAAGCAAGAGGAAAAAUAUAUGUGGGCCAUUGUUGAUGGUGUGAAAGAGAAGGUUGGAAACUUCAGAGUUGAACCACCUGGAUUGUUCCGCGGCCGGGGUGAGCACCCAAAGAUGGGGAAACUGAAAAAAAGAAUUCGCCCAAGUGACAUAACCAUCAAUAUUGGGAGGGAUGCUCCAAUUCCUGAGUGUCCUAUCCAUGGCCAAAGCUGGAAAGAAAUAAGACACGACAACACAGUGACAUGGUUAGCUUUCUGGAACGACCCCAUUAAUCCGAAGGAAUUCAAAUAUGUAUUUCUUGCUGCAAGUAGUACCUUAAAAGGUCAAAGUGACAAAGAGAAGUAUGAGAAAGCCAGGCUAUUAAAGAACUAUAUACAAGGUAUCCGCACAGCAUAUACCAAGGACUUUACAAGCAAAGAUCCUACUAAGAAGCAGAUAGCAGUAGCAACAUAUCUUAUUGACAAACUGGCUCUUCGGGCAGGCAAUGAGAAGGAUGAUGAUGAAGCUGACACAGUAGGUUGCUGUACGUUAAAAGUUGAAAAUGUGGAACCAGUGCCUCCAAAUAUCUUGAAGUUUGAUUUUCUUGGUAAAGAUUCUAUAAGGUAUCAGAAUGAAGUCGAGGUUGAAGUUGCUGUGUUCAGGGCAAUCCAAGAGUUUCGGAAUAAGAAAAAAGGUGGAGAUGAUAUAUUUGACAAACUAGAUACUAGUAAACUGAAUGCUCAUCUAAAGGAAUUGAUGCCUGGUCUCACUGCUAAGGUCUUUCGUACAUACAAUGCAUCUAUUACAUUGGAUGACAUGCUGAGCAGGGAGACAAAAGGGGGAGAAGUUGCUGAAAAAGUUGUUGUUUAUCAGCAUGCAAACAAGGAGGUUGCCAUCAUUUGUAAUCAUCAACGUACUGUCUCAAAGUCCCACAGCGCUCAGAUGACGCGCUUGAAUGAAAAGAUAGACGAACUAAAGGGUGUUUUGGAAGAAUUGAGGACAGAUUUGGCUAGGGUCAAAAAGGGGAAGCCCCCCUUGAUGAGAUCGGAUGGGAAGUCGAAAAGGAAUUUAAAUCCUGAUUCAUUGGAGAAAAAGAUAUCUCAAACCACAGCAAAGAUUGAAAAAAUGGAAAGAGAUAAGGAUACAAAAGAGGAUCUAAAAACUGUAGCAUUGGGUACGUCAAAGAUCAACUAUCUUGAUCCUAGGAUCACCGUUGCAUGGUGCAAACGCCAUGAAGUUCCUAUUGAGAAGAUUUUUAACAAGUCCUUACUGGCAAAAUUCGCCUGGGCAAUGGAUGUCGAUCCAGGUUUCAGAUUCUAAAUUGUAUGUUGGUUGUGUUCCAUAAGCCCAGAGAGAUGGAGUGAGAAUGUCGAAAACGGAGUAAAGCAGAAACAUUUUGUUAACAGGCAUCUGCCUACAAGUGAAAUUUGAAGAUCCUUAUUUCAUUGUACGAUCUCGAUGAAAUUGCGGGGCCGUAGCUCCCAUCUGAGAGUUCAUUUUGACCAUUGAAUUCGAGAAAUUCAGCUCAUCGUUUACGCUCUCUUUAACUCCCCAUAUUUUAGAUCCAGCGAGUGAUAACACAUCUUCGAUGAACAUUCUUUUGAUUUAUGGCAUAUAGAAAAUAAUGAUAUUUUUGGCAACACUACCUAAAUUUUAUAGUAAUUCUUUUGGUUGUUGCAGCUGAUACUAGCCUAAAAGCUUGUAUUGUAAAUUGAUAAAUAUCCCUUUACUUACUUGAAAA
Molecule: messenger RNA, 3311 nt
Organism: Salvia splendens (bonfire salvia)
Lineage: Eukaryota; Viridiplantae; Streptophyta; Magnoliopsida; Lamiales; Lamiaceae
Product: DNA topoisomerase 1
Exons: 16
Coding region: 209-2890 (893 amino acids)
Biological process (GO): DNA replication; DNA topological change; chromosome segregation
Cellular component (GO): chromosome; nucleolus
Molecular function (GO): DNA binding; DNA topoisomerase type I (single strand cut, ATP-independent) activity
Source: RefSeq, a predicted model, not a curated record